UUUUUUUGAAGACGUCAUCAUUAAGCGACAGAUUAGCUUUUGCUCUUCUGUCGUCCCAGCAAGCUUGUGAAACGGGAAGCUUCUCUUUCCUCAGAUUUUUCAGCCCUGAUGACGGCGUGCACUCGCAGCACAGUGUUGUCUCUGUACACGCGCGUGUUUCGCAUCGCCCGGACCUGGCAGGCCCAGAGCGGCGUUAAAGCGGACACAGACAGUGAAAGAAAGUACAUUCAACAAGAGGCCCGCACUCUGUUCAGGCAGAACCAGCAGCUCACAGAUCCUGAAGCGAUAAAGAGCUGCAUAGAAGAAUGUGAGGCGAGGUUAGAAAUAGGCUUGCAUUAUAGGAAUCCAUAUCCAAGAGCUACAUACCUGCCGCCGCUGGGACUGGCCACUCAGAAGGGCAGGAAGCUGCGAGUCCAGCAGCGCCUCAGGAAGCAGGCCAAACCAAUUUACUUACAGUCACAUGAUGAGACUUGAUGGCUGGUAUCCUCAAUCCUCAUCUAGAGCUCAGGUUACGGAGGACCGGAAACAGCCAUAGAGACAUCAAAUCAUAUUAUGGGACUGACUUAAAAGCAGUCGCUCAAGAACACUCGUCAUUAAGAAGAAAGCAGCUUUUUGUUGAUUGUUUUUUACAUUACUUAGGUGUAAAUACAUAUUAAAAUAACAGAUACUGUGUUGUAUUUAUCAUGCCAUUUGUUUAUAUGAGAAAUAAAAAGUCUUGAUGUCAAAAA
Oryzias melastigma (Indian medaka) is the source of this 728-nucleotide messenger RNA. RefSeq names its product LYR motif containing 1 (gene lyrm1). Gene Ontology annotation, cellular component: mitochondrion. The record is from RefSeq and is a predicted model, not a curated record. NCBI's taxonomy places the organism in Eukaryota, Metazoa, Chordata, Actinopteri, Beloniformes, Adrianichthyidae. The transcript is spliced from 5 exons. The coding region runs from base 109 to 474 and encodes 121 amino acids.